AUGGCAGUGGUGUCCUACAUAAAUCGCCAUGGCAGUCUCAGGUCAAGCAACCUGCACACCAUGGCCAAGAACCUCAUGUUAUGGGCUCAGCACAACCUGUGGAGCGGGUCAUGUGCCAGGCAUUCUGAACCAGGGUGCGGAUAUGUUAUCCAGGGACAAUGUUCCCCCAGGGGAAUGGUCUCUCCACCCAGAGACGGUUCAGCUAAUAUGGAGCAUCUUCGGCAAGGUCAUCGAACGGAUCAGGGAGAGCAAGUGUGCAGUGCUACUAAUAGCACCUCUCUGGAAGACCCAGUUAUGGUUCUCCGAGCUAACACAGCUGCUGGAAACAGCCCCAUCUCCUCACGCAGGCAAAUGGGAAAAUCUGGCAUCCACGCCCCGACUUGUGGGGCCUUCAUGUAUGGCCCCUCAACGGUAUCGAGUGUAAUCGCCUUCCUGCAAGAGCUUUUGGACACGGGUCGAACCUCCUCCACGCUCAAAGUGUAUGUGGCGGCCAUAACAGCUUCUAAUGCUCUUGUGUCCGGUCAAUCACUAGGAGGAAACGGCCUCGUCGUACGCAUCCUUAAAGGGAGUUUAAGGGAGAAAGGACCUGUUUUGACACCAAGGUGUUCAUCGAUAUCGUCUUCUUUAUUCAUAUGCGCGCGCUGCGGGACAGACAUUGUGGACCGACAAGUGCUGAAGGUGAAUGGAUUAACGUGGCACCUGAAAUGUUUGCAGUGCUCAAUGUGCGCAGUUUCCUUGGGUCACCAUAACAGCUGCUUUAUCAGAAAUAAAGUUAUUUUCUGUAGAAAGGAUUAUAACAGUACUUUUGGCAUAAAAUGUGUCCGAUGUGGCCAUCAAGUCAGUGCAAAUGACUGGGUUCGGAGGGCAGGAAACGGCAUAUAUCAUCUCACCUGCUUCGCUUGCUUCUUCUGUAAAAGGCAGCUUUCUACAGGGGAGGAGUUCGGCUUGAUGGAGAACCAGGUUCUCUGUCGCAUUCACUACGACAUAAUGCUAAACCUACAGCCCAUGUCAGACAAUGGAAAUGAUUUGUACGGGGCCAUACAGUAUCUCCCAAAGCUGCCUAAAAGACCUCGUACAUCAUUCACCUCAGAACAGCUACAGAUUAUGAAAACCCACUUUAUCCAAGACAAGAACCCUGAUGCACAGACUCUGCAGAGGCUGGCAGACAUGACUGGGCUGAGCAGAAGAGUCAUACAGGUUUGGUUCCAAAACUGUAGAGCCAGACAGAAGAGGAACCCACUUCAUGACAGCGUUCCUCCACGGGACGGAUACCAGACCUCUGGAGUGCCCUUUCUGUCAGAUAACCAGUACUUCUUGCCCUCAGGGAGACCUGAGACUCACUGAGACUGUCCUCUAUUUCAGCAUAUCAUGUGCUCCUUGAGAUCUUUUGAUGUAUAAUCAUUUAUGUGGGGAUUGUUUGA
Messenger RNA from Rhinichthys klamathensis goyatoka, 1421 nucleotides. RefSeq names its product LIM homeobox 6b (gene lhx6b). Gene Ontology annotation, cellular component: nucleus. Bases 1 to 1344 code for a protein of 447 amino acids. Gene Ontology annotation, molecular function: RNA polymerase II transcription regulatory region sequence-specific DNA binding; DNA-binding transcription factor activity, RNA polymerase II-specific. The transcript is spliced from 9 exons. The record is from RefSeq and is a predicted model, not a curated record. NCBI's taxonomy places the organism in Eukaryota, Metazoa, Chordata, Actinopteri, Cypriniformes, Leuciscidae. Gene Ontology annotation, biological process: forebrain neuron development; neuron differentiation; regulation of transcription by RNA polymerase II.